AUGGCGCCAGUGUGCACGGCAAGCCGUCUCCGCUUCCCCGACUUCUAUCUGUUGUUGGCUAUUUUAUCUUCUAUAUGUUUCCUGGAUGUUACCACACUAAUCGUUUAUGAUCGUCAAACGCUGUUCGAUCUCCGGCCUCUGAAACAUCAAUCAGCAAACCCGUACUGGAAACCAGGAAAUUACACCCCGUUUCCCACAGACACGACUGCGUACAUACGCCGCUUGCCUUUCUUCCUCCCCGCCAAGAAACGCCCUCGACAACGGGGAAAACGGAGCGGCGUCCGGACUCGCAUCAAAGCCUACUUAAAAUUACAUGGAGUAAUCAACUACCAUGCCAUUCCGGAUAUCUUUCAACCCCUAUUUUCUUCUCACGACCAGCACACCAUCAGACUAUUCCGUCAUCGAUGGACCCGCCAAGUCGGACAACUUGCUCACUCGGAGUUACCGGCCGAUCAUGUACCUACUAGAAGCUGGUUGCGGGCUCGUGGAGGUGGCGUGAAUCACAGCAACUUACGCCUGCUGAGGCGUGCUCCUAACAACAAUGAGAUGACUACGAUCCAGAUGGCUGUGCUCAAUACCAGAUCGCUGGCGAACAAGUCCUUUGUCCUGAAUGAUUUUUUUCUCUCAUCCGGGCGGGACUUCCUAUUCCUGACAGAAACCUGGAUUCGCCCCGCUCAGCACUCACAUCACUGCUCCAUCAUUAUUCACAGGAACCCACCUGGACCUCCACCCAGCUAUGUGUCCUUACAAAGUGACGCAUCUGAAGAGCGCUUCAUUUAUUUUACAUCCCAGCCUCUGUCUGCUGCAGAGAGGAUGCAUGGGAGACCUGCUGGACCUGAACCUGAACACAGCUGUGUGUCCUUAAAGAGUGACUGGUCUGAAGAGCGCUACAUUAAUUUUAAAGUCCAGCCUCCAGGAUCCAGCUGUCCGUCUGUGAGGAGUGACCAGUCCAAAGGUCAACCUCCCGCCUUCAGUGGUGAACCUGGACCAACGAGAGGUCAGAGGUCACAGUCUGCAGGGUCCAGCUGUCCGUCUGUGAGGAGUGACUGGUCCAAAGGUCGACCUCCAAACUUCAGUGCUGAACCUGGACCAACGAGAGUGGACCAGCAGAGCUCAGAGGUUCCCAGUGGUCAGUCUGCCCAGCAGCAUCAAACACAGCUGGACUCCAUAUUUAUGCUGCUGGAGGACAACAUCAUCACUUUUGUGAAGAAUGAGCUGAAGCAGAUCCAUAAGGCUCUGACUCCAAAUAAGCCCCAUUUCUUGGAGUUUCAGAGGGAGGAGGAUGAGCAGAGGAGCAGCAGCAGAGAGGCAUUUCUGAAGAUCACAGUGGACUUCAUGAGGAGAAUGAAGCAGGAGGAGCUGGCUGACCGUCUGCAGAGACAACGUCCAGCUGCAAUUUGUCAUUGUAGCCUUAAAUCUGCUCUGAAGAAGAAGUUCCAGUGUGUGUUUGAGGGCAUCGCUAAAGCAGGAAACCCAACCCUCCUGAAUCAGAUCUACACUGAGCUCUACAUCACAGAGGGAGGGACUGCAGAGGUCAAUGAUGAACAUGAGGUCAGACAGAUUGAAACAGCAUCCAGGAAACCAGACAGACCAGAAACAACCAUCAGACAAGAAGACAUCUUUAAAGCCUCACCUGGAAGAGAUGAACCAAUCAGAACAGUGCUGACAAAGGGAGUGGCUGGCAUUGGGAAAACAGUCUUAACACAGAAAUACAGCCUGGACUGGGCUGAAGACAAAGCCAACCAGGACAUCCAGUUCAUAUUUCCAUUCACUUUCAGAGAGCUGAAUGUGCUGAAAGAGGAAAAGUUCAGCUUGGUGGAACUUGUUCAUCACUUCUUUACUGAAACCAAAGAAGCAGGAAUCUGCAGCUUUGAAGACUUCCAGGUUGUGUUCAUCUUUGAUGGUCUGGAUGAGUGUCGACUUCCUCUGGACUUCCACAAAACUACAAUCCUAACUGAUCCUAGAAAGUCCACCUCAGUGGAUGUGCUGCUGAUAAACCUCAUCAGGGGGAAACUGCUUCCCUCUGCUCGCCUCUGGAUAACCACACGACCUGCAGCAGCCCAUCAGAUCCCUCCUGACUGUGUUGGCAUGGUGACAGAGGUCAGAGGGUUCACUGACCCACAGAAGGAGGAGUACUUCAGGAAGAGAUUCAGAGAUGAGGAGCAGGCCAGCAGGAUCAUCUCCCACAUCAAGACAUCACGAAGCCUCCACAUCAUGUGCCACAUCCCAGUCUUCUGCUGGAUCACUGCUACAGUUCUGGAGGAUGUGCUGGAAACCAGAGAGGGAGGACAGCUGCCCAAGACCCUGACUGAGAUGUACAUCCACUUCCUGGUGGUUCAGGCCAAAGUGAAGAAGGUCAAGUAUGAUGGAGGAGCUGAGACAGAUCCACACUGGAGUCCAGAGAGCAGGAAGAUGAUGGAGUCUCUGGGAAAACUGGCUUUUGAUCAGCUGCAGAAAGGAAACCUGAUCUUCUAUGAAUCAGACCUGACAGAGUGUGGCAUCGAUAUCAGAGCAGCCUCGGUGUACUCAGGAGUGUUCACACAGAUCUUUAAAGAGGAGAGAGGACUGUACCAGGACAAGGUGUUCUGCUUCAUCCAUCUGAGUGUUCAGGAGUUUCUGGCUGCUCUUCAUGUCCAUCUGACCUUCAUCAACUCUGGAGUCAAUCUGCUGCAAGAACAACAAACAACCUCACUGAAGCCUGAAACAAGGGAAUCUGCAGAGAAGCACUUCCACCAGAGUGCUGUGAACAAGGCCUUACAGAGUCCAAAUGGACACCUGGACUUGUUCCUCCGCUUCCUCCUGGGUCUUUCACUGCAGAUCAAUCAAGAUCUCCUACGAGGCCUGCUGAGACAGACAGGAAGUAGCUCACAGACCAAUCAGGAAACAAUCCAGUACAUGAAGGAGAAGCUCAGUAAGAAUCUGUCUGCAGAGAAAAGCAUCAAUCUGCUCCACUGUCUGAAUGAACUGAAUGAUCGUUCUCUAGUGGAAGAGAUCCAACAGUUCCUGAAAUCAGGAAGCUUCUCCACAGAUAAACUGUCUCCUGCUCAGUGGUCAGCUCUGGUCUUCAUCUUACUGUCAUCAGAAAAAGAUCUGGAUGAGUUUGAACUAAAGAAAUACUCUGCUUCAGAGGAGGCUCUUCUGAGGCUGCUGCUAGUGGUCAAAGCGUCCAACAAAGCUCUACUGAGUCAUUGUAACCUCUCAGAGAAAAGCUGUGAUGCUCUGUCCUCAGUUCUCAACUCCCAGUCCUCUUGUCUGAAAGAGCUGGACCUGAGUAACAAUAACCUGCAAGAUUCUGGAGUGAAGCUUCUGUCUGCUGCACUGCACAGUUCACAUUGUACACUGAAAACUCUCAGAUUGAAGGACUGUGGUUUGUCAGAGAUCAGCUGUGAUUAUCUGGCAGCAGCGCUGAAGUCCAACCGCUCGUAUCCCAGAGAGCUGUACCUGAGUGUAGACUACAACAACCUGCAGGAUUCAGGAGUGAAGCAGCUGUGUGUUCUUCUGGAGAAUCCACGAUGUCGAUUUGAAACUCUGAGACUGAAUCACUGUGAUCUGUCAGAGAGAAGCUCCAAAGCUCUGUCCUCAGGUCUCAGCUCUCAGACCUCUAAUCUGAGAGAGCUGGACCUGAGUAACAUUAACCUGAAGGAUUCAGGCAUGAAGCUCCUGUCUGAAGGAAUAAAGAGUCCACACUGUACACUGGAAACUCUCAGCCUGUCAGGCUGUCUGAUCACAGAGGAAGGUUGUACUUCUCUGGCCUCAGCUCUGCAAUCCAACCCCUCCCAUCUGAGAGAGCUGGACCUGAGCUACAAUCAUCCAGGGGACUCAGGAAUGAAGCUGCUGUCGGCUGAACUGAAGGAUCCAGGCUGGAGACUGGACACUCUCAGGGUGGAGCCUGCUGGAGUCCGAUGGUUGAGACCAGGUCUGAGGAAGUAUUCCUGUCAACUCACAAUCGACACAAACACAGUGAACACAAAGCUCCAACUGUCUGACGACCACAGGAAGGUGACAGAUGUGUGGGAGAUUCAGUCAUAUCCGUAUCAUCCAGACAGAUUUGAUGUUCUUCCUCAGCUGCUGUGUAGAAAUGGUCUGACUGGUCGCUGUUACUGGGAGGUCGAGUGGAGAGGACAUAUUUAUAUAUCAGUGAGUUACAGAAGCAUCAGAAGGAAAGGAGACAGUGAUGACUGCGAGUUUGGAUUUAAUGAUCAGUCCUGGAGUCUGUACUGCACUGAUGAUCGUCCUCUUUUUGUAAGGCACAAUAACAAAUCAACAUCCAUCUCCUCCUCCUCCUCCUCUGUCUCUAACAGAGUAGCAGUGUAUGUGGACUGUCCUGCUGGCACUCUGUCCUUCUACAGAGUCUCCUCUGACACUCUGAUCCACCUCCACACCUUCAACACCACAUUCACUCAAACUCUUUAUCCUGGGUUUAGGUUCUAUCCUGGUUCCUCAGUGUCCCUGUGCUGAGUGUAAAGAGUGUCUCCUGUUAGAGAAACACUCUGACUGUUGAACAGAUAGUUCAGUCUGUACAUGUCUGUCUCUUUCACUCACAAACAUGUUUUCAGAUUCAUGGAUUCAAUCAGUUGAUGUUUGAAACUCUUCUAAAUGAUUCCUUGUAAACUUCUUCCUCUUCAGUCCUUUAAAGAUGGAAUC
Molecule: messenger RNA, 4644 nt
Organism: Pelmatolapia mariae (spotted tilapia)
Lineage: Eukaryota; Metazoa; Chordata; Actinopteri; Cichliformes; Cichlidae
Product: NLR family CARD domain-containing protein 3-like
Exons: 14
Coding region: 1-4458 (1485 amino acids)
Biological process (GO): intracellular signal transduction
Molecular function (GO): protein binding
Source: RefSeq, a predicted model, not a curated record